Molecule: messenger RNA, 1771 nt
Organism: Dipodomys spectabilis (banner-tailed kangaroo rat)
Lineage: Eukaryota; Metazoa; Chordata; Mammalia; Rodentia; Heteromyidae
Gene: Plpp1
Product: phospholipid phosphatase 1
Exons: 6
Coding region: 415-1275 (286 amino acids)
Biological process (GO): phospholipid metabolic process; phospholipid dephosphorylation; signal transduction
Molecular function (GO): phosphatidate phosphatase activity
Source: RefSeq, a predicted model, not a curated record
CGAGGCCGAGCUCUGGCGGAUCCCGAGCUGCCCGGCGGGAGGGGCCCGCGCUGCGUUCCUCCCUCUACCGGUCCUCAUUAAAGCACGAGUCCACACGCUCCGCCUGUUGGAUAGGGUGCUGAGCACCGGAGAGGGAGCAGUAGUAGCAGGCCAGGGCCGAGCCGGGAGGGCCUGAGGCGACAGGGCUGCCGCGGCUGGCACGCCGGCGCCUCAGCCCCGCUCGAGUGUGUGCGGGAGCUGUGAGGGGAGGGGUCCCGGGAGCCAUUGUUGGUGGUCAGAGUGCCUCCUGGCCCCAAGUCCGCCCUCUCGGACCGAGAGCAGCCGUCGCCCGCCCCUGGACCCGGGCUUGAGACUCGGGUACCUCCAGCCGCCUGCCCGCCGCGCCGUCCGCCGCCCGCAGCCCAGGUGGAGACCAUGUUUGACAAGACGCGGCUGCCGUACGUGGCCCUCGAUGUGCUCUGCGUGUUGCUGGCUUCCAUGCCUAUGGCUGUUCUAAAUUUGGGCCAAAUAUAUCCAUUUCAGAGAGGCUUUUUCUGUACAGACAACAGCAUCAAGUAUCCGUACCAUGAUGGUACCGUCACAACCACUAUGCUCGUCCUAUUGGGGGUUGGCUUACCCAUCUCCUCUAUGGUUAUUGGAGAAAUUCUGUCUGUUUACUUUAACCUCUUGCACUCAAAUUCCUUUAUCAGGAAUAACUACGUAGCCACUAUUUACAAAGCCAUUGGAACCUUUUUGUUUGGUGCAGCUGCUAGUCAGUCCCUGACUGACAUUGCCAAGUAUUCAAUAGGCAGACUUCGACCUCACUUCUUGGAUGUUUGUGACCCAGAUUGGUCAAAAAUCAACUGUAGUGAUGGUUACAUUGAGAACUACAUAUGUCGGGGAAAUGCACAAAAAGUAAAGGAAGGCAGAUUGUCCUUCUACUCAGGCCACUCUUCGUUCUCCAUGUACUGCAUGCUGUUCGUAGCACUUUACCUUCAAGCCAGGAUGAAGGGAGAUUGGGCAAGACUCUUACGUCCCACACUACAAUUUGGUCUUGUUGCUGUAUCCAUUUAUGUGGGCCUUUCUCGAGUUUCUGAUUACAAACACCAUUGGAGCGAUGUGUUGACUGGACUCAUUCAAGGAGCUGUGGUUGCAAUAUUAGUUGCUGUAUAUGUAUCGGAUUUCUUCAAGGCAAGAAAUUCUCCCUUUAAAGAAAGAAAAGAGGAGGACUCUCAUACAACUCUGCAUGAAACACCAACAACAGGAAAUCACUAUCGGAACAAUCACCAGCCCUAAAGGGUAGCAAGAUGGCAGAUGAAACUGGCCUGUUUUCUAAAGGAAAAUGACUGCAACUAGAAGGCAAGAGGAUGUGUCUUUCUUCCUGGUGUACAGGCCUUUACAGGACUGCUGCUGCUAUGCCUCCUGAACGCCCACUUUAUGUAUAUAAUCACAUUUAACACAAUGGUUAUCUAAUAGCUCUAAGAUCAUCAAAAAAAAUUUCAAGCCUUCCACUAGAGCAAUGCCCCACCUAUACAUUUUUAUUAAAAAAUGUAAUGCUUAUGUACAUAUGUGUAUGUAAUAUGCUUUCCCAUAAUGUUUGAUUUAAAUACAUAUUAAAAUGUGUAAGGACAACUGUCUUGAGAUGAGAGAACACAACACUUGUAAGCAUUUGCAGUCAACUAUAAUCAAACCAGAGGUGAGUAUUUGUAAAUCCCAUAUUCCUUAAGUUGACUCUUUUAUAAGUAGAGGCUGGCAGCAAACACGAUAUCUCGCUUGAUUUUGGUGAUUCCUA